Messenger RNA from Agelaius phoeniceus (red-winged blackbird), 1136 nucleotides. It is a transcript of the gene STAR, whose product is annotated as steroidogenic acute regulatory protein. Gene Ontology annotation, molecular function: cholesterol binding; cholesterol transfer activity. Gene Ontology annotation, biological process: intracellular cholesterol transport; regulation of steroid biosynthetic process; steroid biosynthetic process. Gene Ontology annotation, cellular component: mitochondrion. NCBI's taxonomy places the organism in Eukaryota, Metazoa, Chordata, Aves, Passeriformes, Icteridae. The record is from RefSeq and is a predicted model, not a curated record.
GCACCGCGUACUUAAGGCCGCGCACGGCGGGGCCGGGCCAGAGCAGCGAUCGGCGCAGACGGACGGACACCGGGACAGCGCGGACACCGCUGAGGGCACCGCCACUGCCACCGCCAGAGCCACCACUACUGCCCGGCCACCACCGCAGGCACCACUGAGGGCACCGCCACUGCCACCACCGCAGCCACUGCCCAGCCGACGCUCCAACCCCUCAGGAGAUGCUGCCAGCCACGUCCAAGCUCUGCGCCGCCAUCUCCUACCGCCACCUGCGCAACAUGACCGGUCUGAGGAGACAAGCUGCCGUGGCCAUCAGCCAGGAGCUGAGCAGGCUGGCCAGCCACAGCCCAGGACCCAGCACUUGGAUCCACCAGGUGCGCAGGAGAAGCUCCUUGCUCAGCUCAAGGCUGGAGGAGAAACCCUUCAGCGAGAUGGAAAUGUCUUACAUCAAGCAAGGAGAGGAGGCCCUGCAGAAAUCCCUCAGAAUCCUGGAGGACCAGGACGACUGGAAGACAGAGACGGUGGCGGGUAACGGGGACAAAGUGCUGAGCAAGGUGCUGCCAGACGUGGGGAAGGUGUUCCGGCUGGAGGUGGUGGUGGACCAGCCCCUGGACACGGUGUAUGGAGAGCUGGUGGACAACAUGGAGCAGAUGGGAGAAUGGAACCCCAGCGUCAAAGAAGUCAGGAUCCUGGAGAAGAUUGGGAAGGACACAGUGAUCACCCACGAGAAGGCGGCCGCGACCCCUGGGAACAUCGUGGGGCCCCGGGACUUUGUGAGCGUGCGGUGCUCCAGGAGACGUGGCUCCACCUGUGUCCUGGCAGGGAUGUCCACCACCUACGGGGCCAUGCCCGAGCAGGAGGGCUUCAUAAGGGCUGAGAAUGGUCCCACCUGCAUGGUGCUGCGCCCGCUGCCUGGCAGCCCCUCCCGGACCAGGCUCACCUGGCUGCUCAGCAUUGACCUCAAGGGGUGGCUGCCCAAGACCAUCAUCAACCAGGUCCUGUCCCAGACACAGGUGGACUUUGCCAAACACCUGCGGCAGCGCCUGGCCCGGCCGGUGCCUGCGGCCUGCUGACCACCAGGGCCUGCUGACCACAGCCUGCUGACCACCAGGGCCUGCUGACCACAGCCUGCUGACCAC